CGCAGUGCUUUGAGAUCUGAAUUUUUAUACACCGCAGGAGGAAAUUGCAGCCUGCAGGGCAGAGUACCUAUACAAAUGUUUCCUCCUUGCUUGGACUGAUACAAGAUUUGGAAGCCAAAUUCAGGAACUGACAUUCCACCGGUGAGAAAAAAAAAAAAAGCAGCAUGGACAGCAAUAAAGAUGAUGAUGGACUAUUGAACAGGAUUGCAUUUCCAGGAGCUAUGUCCCUGGCUAACAGCCAUGCGCAUCCCCAUGGGGUCCCCCUGAGAGAGCCCUUUGGGGUUCCCUUCCAUCUGGACCCGUCUUACUGGGAGCAAGCCUAUGGCGGGCACGCAGGUCGCAUCUCCUACAUCCCAUUCCCUGGUUUCGUGGGUGUCUAUGACUAUUCCUUUGAGCCUGCCUUCAUUCGAAAGAGGAACGAGAGGGAAAGGCAGCGGGUGCGCUGCGUGAACGAGGGCUACACACGCCUGAGAGAGCACCUGCCCAAGGAAUUUGCUGACAAGCGCCUCAGCAAAGUGGAGACCCUGAGAGCUGCAAUAAGCUACAUCAAACACCUGCAGAGCUUGCUGGACUGCCAUCCCUUAGGGUCCAACAGUAAGGAAACGCUCUCUGCCAAGGAGCUCCCGGAAGCUCCCAGUCCUGGUCCCCCACGGGAGUGCAACAGUGAUGGGGAGUCUAAAACCUCUUCAGCUUCAUCCCCCUACAGUGAAUUUGAGGAGACAGGCAGCUAGGAAACAGCCUCUCUGGAGACAGAAGCCUUCAAGUUUGAAACCCAAAUCUAAAACCCUGGGGAUUUUUCUACAGAUGGAAAUGAAUACCAGGAAAAGGGAAAGCAGCUAGGAAAAACAAAAGGUAUUUUCAAUCUGUCAAAGGACUUUAAACGUUUUCUGUACAAAACCUAAAGAU
This is a messenger RNA of Grus americana (Whooping crane), 906 nucleotides long. It is a transcript of the gene ASCL4, whose product is annotated as achaete-scute family bHLH transcription factor 4. The transcript has a single exon. Gene Ontology annotation, biological process: regulation of transcription by RNA polymerase II; developmental process. NCBI's taxonomy places the organism in Eukaryota, Metazoa, Chordata, Aves, Gruiformes, Gruidae. The record is from RefSeq and is a predicted model, not a curated record. The coding region runs from base 165 to 731 and encodes 188 amino acids. Gene Ontology annotation, molecular function: RNA polymerase II transcription regulatory region sequence-specific DNA binding; DNA-binding transcription factor activity, RNA polymerase II-specific; protein dimerization activity.